Chelonoidis abingdonii (Abingdon island giant tortoise) is the source of this 8768-nucleotide messenger RNA. It is a transcript of the gene ZC3H6, whose product is annotated as zinc finger CCCH-type containing 6. Gene Ontology annotation, cellular component: nucleus. The record is from RefSeq and is a predicted model, not a curated record. Gene Ontology annotation, molecular function: RNA binding; metal ion binding. Gene Ontology annotation, biological process: negative regulation of DNA-templated transcription. NCBI's taxonomy places the organism in Eukaryota, Metazoa, Chordata, Testudines, Testudinidae.
CCCUCUCCCCCUUUAGCGCCUUGAAAGACACGUGACACAGGCGGACUUUUUUUUACUCUCCUUGCCCUCAGAUAUCCCUGCGCCGCGGAGGAGGACGCUAUUCCUAGCCAUUUCUUUCAAUCUGAGCAAAGGCAGGGCGGUGAUCAGUAAGGCCCGCCUCCUCACGUCCUGCGAUUGGCAGCGAGUUCUCCCAAUGGUCUGCUUCCCAUUCCGAGUAGCUAGCGGCGCGGCCCAAUGGGAGCGCAGGGGCGGGGCUCGACCAGGGCUAUACGACGCCAUCGCCCUCCGACUCCUCCUGGCGCGGAAGAAGCUGUUGUUGUUAGCCGAGGCGCUGAGCGCGUUCGGGCCGCGCCGCCGCCAUUUUGUGAGAGUGUCUCGGGCGGGGGGCGCCAUGUUUGUAAGGAAGAAAUAACCGGGCAUCUCCGGCCACCAGCAUUCCCUACCCCCCGUGUGUCCUCCUCCUCCUGUGCCCCGGGCCUGCUCCUCCGGGCCGCGCCGCCGCGCCGCCGGCCCCGCCUGCCCGCACGGACUGCCAGAGCGGGCAGCGGGGCGGCCGGGCUCACCCUGUGCAGCCUCCUGCACAGAGUGACUGUUAGUGUCUCACUAAGUAACCGUGAGUGAAACCUUCAUCAUCUCUCCUCGCUGAGGGACCGACCCUCCUCCUCCUCCUCCUGCGCCUCCUCAGCGAGCCUCCUGCGCCGCCGAGUGCGCGCCGCCUCCUCCUCACCAUCACCACCACGGGCAGCAGCAGUGUCCUGCCUUCCUCCUCCACCUCCCUCCUCCUGCUCACCCCAGGGCCCGCACCAUGGCCUUUGAAAGCCUGUUCGCCAACCCCCCAAACCCAGUCCUUGGCCCAAACAUGCCCGACUCUGACAGGCACCAUGCGGGGGACGAAAGGGAAGAUGGUGAGCUAGAAGAUGGUGAAAUAGAUGAUGCAGGAUUUGAAGAAGUUCAGGAAGAACAGGAUGCAAAGGGGGAAGAUAAAGAGAAAAAUGAAAAAGCACAUAGAAAAUCACGAAAGAAACGCAAAAAAGAAAAGGAAAAGAAAAAAUCCAAAAGAAGAAGACGGGAUAAACAUAAGCAUAAUUCCCCCUCCAGUGAUGACAGUUCAGACUACAGCCUGGAUUCUGAUAUUGAACGUACAGAAAGACCACAUAAGAAGGGAGUUGGUUUGUACAGAGAUUAUGAUAGCUCAUUCCUUCAGCAUGGACAUUUAUCAGGAAACUACAUGACUUCCCAGAAGGCACAACAUAAUAAAAAAUUAAAAAAUAAGGAAUAUGAUGAAUACACUAAUUACAGUGAUGAUAACUUUGGUAACUAUAAUGAAGAAGAAAAGGAGGAGGAUUUUGCUGAUCAGUUAAAACAAUACAGAAAAGCUAAAGAAACUUCAAAUACUGAUUUAGGAGCUCCAUUUCCUAAAGAACCAGUGAAAAAACAGGGGAUGAAAGGAAUCCAGAAAGGUAUUGCACAAAGGGCUUUUGGUGUUGGUCGAGGGCGUGGAAUUCAGAAGAAGUUGAAGCGUAAAGAUCGUGGAAGGGGGAGAGGGGCCAAUAAAGGACCUGAUGGCUUUCAAGAGGAAGGCAAACCAGUGAAGAAAUGGGUGAAUAUGAGUCAGGAAUUCAUAAAUCAACAUACGGUGGAACAUAAAGGAAAACAAAUAUGUAAAUAUUUUCUUGAGGGAAGAUGUAUUAAGGGAGACCAGUGUAAAUUUGAUCAUGAUGCGGAGAUAGAGAAGAAAAAAGAAAUCUGCAAGUUUUACAUACAGGGUUAUUGUACCAAAGGAGAGAACUGCAUUUAUUUGCAUAAUGAAUUUCCUUGCAAGUUCUAUCAUACAGGAGCAAAAUGUUAUCAAGGGGAUAAGUGCAAGUUUUCUCAUGCUCCAUUAACUAAAGAAACAAAAGAACUGCUAGAUAAGGUUUUGAAUACUGAAGAGGAGCCACAAAAUGAAGAUGAAAAAGAACUGGAGGAACUCAGAAAGCGUGGCAUAGUUCCUCUUCCUAAGCCACCUCCAGGAGUUGGACUUCUGCCAACUCCACCCGAGCAAUUUUCAUUUUCUGAGUCUGAUACAGAAAUUUUUCAAGAUCCUUCUGGUGAAUUCAAGAAAAUUCCAUCUCUGUUUGAGAUUGUUGUGAAACCUACUGUGGAUUUAGCACACAAGAUUGGAAAAAAGCCACCAACGUUCUAUAACAGCACAUCACCACCAAGACCGCAGUUUCAGGGAAAUGACCCACAUCCUCAGCAUAUGUAUAAUCCAGGGUCAAGUCCAGGGCCUGGUCCCAGCAUACCACAAGGACAUAAUGGACCGGUAAUGCACCCAGGUUCUCCGGGGCAUCACCAGUGUACAGGACCCCAAGGUCCAGCAGUGCCACACAGCCCUCCUUUGCAACCUGUUCCACCAGGCUUUUUAGGACCACAGGGUCAAACUGGCAUACCAAUUCAAGCACAGGCUGGUCCACCUUUAACACCUCCAGGCAUUGGUGCACCAUACAACACUCCAGGAGUUCAAGGACAUAUGAUGAAUAUACCCAGAGAGAAUCAUUGCCCACCAGGCCCACUGUAUCAGCAGAUUCCUGGUGAACGACAGCAGAAUAUCAAUUAUGAAUCUAUUCAGAACCCAGCUGAUUUCUAUGACAAUUACUAUUCACAUCAAGCUGUACAUAGCUUUCAGCCAACUAAUAGCACAGGAGAUGGAACAUGGCAUGGAGAAUUUACUGAUCAUCAGGCUCACCUCAUUGUUCAAGAUUCACAUAAGAGUGGAAAUGAGUCAGAUCAUGUCAGUAAAACAGGCCAUAAACCUGCUAUUAAUGUACCGGAUUUUCUUCCAGCAAUGCAGAAAGCCCUUUUUGUAAGACUUAGUCAAAAACAGCAAGAAGAUGGAGAACCAAUCAGCAGUCAGUCUCAGAGGGCAAUGAGCAAGGAAGAAGAUGAUAACGUAAACUGGUACUCUAGUAGCGAAGAGGAAGAGGGAAGCAGUGUUAAAUCGAUAUUAAAAACCUUAAAGAAACAAACAGAGAAUAUUAGGAAUCGGCAACAACAUUCCACAGAACAACAUAUGGUCAUUGUUCCUACUGACCCAAGACUUUCUAAAGAGAAAUGUACAGGAAACCAGGCUGUUGAUCCGAGACUGAGAUCCACUCCUAGAUCAAAUACUAGGAAACCUACAGAGUCGUCAUCUUUUGACCCAAGGCUUGCACGGGAUCCCAGAAUGUUAAAGGUUAAUGAAAGUGGUCUUGCAAGUUCUUCUGUUGGUGGAACAAAGUUAGAUUUACAUCAUGCACCCACUGGAAUUAAGGUCAAGCAAAAAGGAAUGGAUGAUGAUGAAGAGGAUGGAGAACGAGAAUUGAGAGAGAGAGCUUUUCUAAUACCUUUGGAACCUUUACCUGGUGUAACAUUAAGGGAUCCAAGAUCUCAGCUUCGACAGUUCAGCCACAUUAAAAUGGAUAUUAUCCUGACCAAACCAAACUUUGCUAAACAUAUUGUAUGGGCUCCUGAAGAUCUACUUCCAAUACCCUUGCCGAAACCUGACCCGGUGUCUUCAAUUAAUUUACCUCUUCCUCCACUUAUAGCUGACCAGAGGCUUAAUAAAUUACGUAAUUUAAAAAGUGAUCCCCUUCCAAAUGCAAUGCCAGCUGACCCAAGACUGGCAGCAAAAGCAAAAAAUAAUAUAACAAGCAGAAGUGGCUCUUUGGAUCAGUCUGCAGAUUUGCAUGCCAGUAGUUCAAGCAAAUUAGGAGAUCCUCGCUUACAAAAAAACGUUGAUCCCAGACUCCACAGACUGUCUAGUACAGAUACUCACCAUGGAAUCACAAAGGAUUCUCAUCCUCCAAAAUUUGACCCUCGUCUAACCAGAUCUGGUAUUGGUUCAUCCCAGCCCUCAGAAGCUGUAAUAUGUAAAGCUGAUCCAGACAUUCUGCCUCCUUAUGCACCCAAACUGUCAUCAGCGGGUGUUAGACUGGGAACUCCAAGCUCAAUACUUAGUGGUAUUAGUUUGUAUGAUCCAAGAGACCACAUUUCAUCUUCAUUAGACCCAGCGCCAGUUAAUUCAGGAGAGAAUGGAGAGAACCAGAAAAAAAGUAUUUUGAAAAAUACUAGCAAAAAUGAAUCUACUCUGUCAGAAGACCUGUUGCCACAGAAGUCUGUCCCAAAUAUGGAUAAAAAUACAGACGGAUCAGCAGAGGCCAAUUUAGAAAAAGCAAAUAGCAUCAAUAAAUCUCAGGCUAAGCACUCCAGUACUGCACCAGCAGUGCAUAAUCUUCCUAUCCAAGCUUUAUCAGGAUUGAUCAGACCACAGUACAGUGAUUCAAGGCAAGUUAGACAGCCUGGACAGGUAAAUCAAAUGCAAGAUAAUGAUCCAAGUGGGGAAUCUGAUGAUAAGUCACUAAAAGAUGUUUUCAAGACUUUUGAUCCAACUGCUUCACCAUUUUGUUAGCAAUUGCUUUAUUAAGUCUUUUUACAGUUGUGAAUAUUGCAGUUUUCUGCUGUUUUGUAACUGGUUUACCUAUUUGCGUUAUUUAUUUUUAAAUUAUAAUUAUCAACACUUUUCAGCUGCUAAUCUCAGAACCACAUGCAGUUUCACAGUAAGCUAUAGUGUUUGCACAGUAUUUUCUAUAUAAUACUUUUCCAAUUUCAGGGAGACUAAUAAUUGACAUGUAGAAAAGACCCUCUAUCAUGUUAGAGCUGAUAAAAGCACUUUCAUUGUAAAUAAGUCAUUUAGAAUUCAACUCAGAAGACCUGUAUAUGUGUAAGCUGUCUCUUUCAUAAUCAACAUUUAGAUAUUAUGAUUGCCACUUUUGUAUGAUUGUAUAGAUUCAAGCAAUAUGAUGUACAUUACUGUGAGAGAGACUCAGACAAGAAUUGUCUUACUUAUCAAGCCAAACCUACUAACUGAAAUAUACAUAAAGGAAGUAAAAGGAAAAUGUUGAUCCUCCUUUUCAGAGCAGUUGAUGUAAGGCAUUGUUUUUAUUCAUGCAGUCAAUAUUCUUAGUGUAAAAGAUACCUAUCACAUAUUGAGGAGUUAAAAUGUCAUAUCUUUUUAAAGUAUUUUAUUCUAUACUGUAUAUAGAAGAAAUUGUGAAGUACAUAACUAGAAGAACAUUACUGUUAAAGUGGAGAAUACCUAAGUUGUCUAAUACAAAAAAGUUUAUUUAAUUUUUCAUGCAUACACAAUUCUGAAUUAGUGCGAUAGCUUACAUUUUGGUGUUCAUGUAUUUCAAUGUAUUUUUGUAUUCAGCUGUUUAAUUUGUAUUGCUUUUUUUGUAUUGAUGUAACUGCAGUACUUGUAUUCAUUGUGUCUUAUGACAUUUUUAACAAAAAAUUAAAAGAUACAAUCAAAGUCACAUAGUCACUGUUAAAUUGAUAAGCCUGCUAAAAUACCAGAUUGUUACACACACAGAAAACAGUAAUGGAGCAAGUCUGAAGCAGAGAUGAUGAUUAAACUUGCUGUAUUAUACUCAGGUGCCACAAGAACUUGUGUCCCAAUUCUGCAGUCCUUUAGUAGGCAAAACUCUCAUUAAUUUCAAAGGAAGUGUUAGCUCAGUCAUGGCUUCAGGGUCAGACCUUUAGUAAGAGAGAGAGUUGGGGUUUUUUGGGAGGUGGAGUUGGUUUGUUUAUAUAAACUAAAAUAUCUAGAUGGUUACGCACAAUGACACACUCCAUAUGGAGUGUCCAGCAGUAUCAUGGAUUUCCUUUGAGCAUUCAUGGAGUAGCAGGCUCAGAUCACAGCUGUCCUCAUUGUCUCCUUUGUUCCUCUCUUUGGGCUGUUUUUGUAUAUAGUUGAGUUGUAUAGCUAGUUAGAUUGUUUUUUGUUUUAUUUAAAAAACUAGAUUUUGAUGCCUUCACUGCUGCAGGAAUCGUGGCUCCAGCUCACUUGGGUUACUCCCUUUCAUUAUAUCUCCUCUUAGUUGGGCUUUUUUCCUUUUCCAUUUAGUGUGGUGUUUGGCUUAGGACAUGUCAUGGCUGAGAUAACACCUUAAUGUUGAUCACAGAUGACUAUUUUAAGUGUCUGUUGUGCCUGUGUGAAAGCAGUAUUCCAUACAGGUGCUGUAACUAGCUAUCUUAACUUCAUGAAGAGAACCCAGAAGAAUCAGGAAGGCAAUCUGAUGAUAAAUAUUACAUUUGUGCUAUGUGGCAGAGUUAACAUUGCUUAUAGGAACUUCACUUUUCAAUUUGACUUCCUGAUUAAUUUCUGAAACUUAAUGCUGUAUGAAUAAAGUAGUGCUAUUAAAAAUCAAAAUACACAUAUUAAAUGGAUAAAAAGCUGGCUGGCUCAUAGAUCUGAAAACAGUUGUUAAUUCAGAGUUAUCAACUAGUGGGAUUGGUGGUUGGGUCAAGUGCUGUUCAGUACCUACUUAUCUGGAAAAAAUAGAAAUAAUACAAACAUAUAAAGUUUGCAGGUGACACAAAGAUUGGCGGGGUAGUUAAAAAGAAUUACUUGGACAGGUGAGUGACCUGGAGUUUUUGGUAAGCUCAGGAAAGUUGAGCAAUAUGCAUAUUAAUACAACCAAAUGCAAGGCUUUACAUCUAGGAACAAAGAAUAUAGGUCACACUGUCUGAUGGGGGCUGUAUUCUGGAAAGUUAUGACUCUGAAAAGAACUUAUGGGUUAUUGUAGGUAACCAACUGAAUAUGAACUUGCAAUGCGAUGCUGUAGUAAAAUGGGCUCACGCUAUGCUUAAGAGAAUAUCUUACAGGACUAGGGAGGUGAUAUUACGUCUUGUGUAUGGCAUUAAUGAGACCACUACUGGAGUACUGUGUCCAUUUCUACUGUCCACAGUUUUUAAAAGAUGUUGAAAAACUAGAGAGGAUUCAGAGAAAAGCUUCCAGAAUGAUUUGAGGAUAGCACCUUAAAGUGAGACACCUUUAAGGACCCGAGCCUAUUUAACUUAUUAGAGAUUUAGCCAUAGCUGCAAAUACCUCCACAGGGAAAAGAUAUCUGAUAGUUCUUUAAUACCAGAUAAAAGCAUAGCAAGAGCCAAUGGCUCGAAUUUAAUGAAAAUGAAAAAAAUUUAAUGGCAAGUGUAACUAACCAUCAAAACAGCUCGCUUAGUAAGUGGUGGAUUCUCCAUCACUUGUGGUACUUAAAUUAGCUGAUCAGACUUGUGUGUUUUUUUUAAAAAUGGAAUUGUGGGUUUUGUGAUAAAAGCAUAAAUUUUGCCACAGUCUCAGGGCAUGGCCUAAUAAAGAUUUUCAGAUAUGAGGCCAUUGCCAACUUUUAAAAUAUCUGCCAAAGCUAACAUAAUAUUGUCUUAACAGGCAAAUAAUAUUGUUUUACAGUUGGACGUACAAGGGGUGUAUUCUUGAGUUUGCUUCAACCCAUGACCUUAAAAUUGGUGAACACUUUUUUUUUUUUUUUUUACUAAUUUUGAUUGUCAAUGUGUAGUCUUGGCAGAAUUUCAUCCCAUUUCCCUUUUUUCUUUCAGAUGCUACCUUGGUUGUGUGAAAGCUGCUUGGUGAUUGGAUAAUAUUAACUUUACACAGUAGCUAAAAGAUACUAGAUUACUAUUGGCUAUUGCAAAUGCUUCAAACAUGUUAAAAAGAUAUACGCUUGCUCGAGAGUCAUCUCCAUCAACAGAGACAUCUCAUGCCUCUACUGACUGCAGCGAGUAUGUGUUAUGCCAGAAGGAGACAGAUGCAGAGUUGAUUAAUCCAGUAGAGUCAAAAAGAGAGCAUGCUGGAUCUGGCUACCAAACUCUAGAAGAAAAUAUCAGAUGCUUCCAUUUCUCUUAUGCAUAGAUAUAUGCAGAUUAUGCUGAUGGUAUUGAAAAAACACUUUGAACGAAAAAAAUGGAUGUUGGCACAAAUGUUGCUACAUGAAGUUUAACAGGACCAAACUUAAAAGGGCUGAGGUGGAGGAAGCUGAGAAAGUUGUGGCUCAAAUUGAAAAGGAAAUACGUUGAAGAGACCAACGGGGAAAAAAGGCAUCCUUUGUGAAAUGAACAUACUUUCACAAGACCUCCAUGAAGUUUCUGCCCUCAGCAUUGAUAGUCGGGCUAGUUGGAAGAUUAUACUUCAGCUGCAAAAUCAGUGCUUGUUUGCAAAACUAAAUGCAGCAGACUUAACAGCCCAAGAGGCAAUAUAUCAUACAACAUGUUUGGUGUCUCUCUACAACAAAGGGAGAAGAAAACCAAGCAAAGCAACACAGAGAAUAUGUUGCAUGGAAUUGCCUUUGUUGAACUGAUAGCAUACGUUGAAGAGACAAGGUUGAAUGAAGAUGUGGCUGAAAUCUUUAAAUUAGCAGACCUCACAAGGUUCUGUACAGCUAGAUUAGAACAGCUGGAGGUGACACUGGCUGUGCAGAUUCACAGUGCAGAACUAAAAUCCCAUAUACUUUCAUGCAUUGCAGAUCAACCAGAAUAUUGGACGUCUCCUCCGAAAAGCACGUGAGGAAGACUGACGAAGAAGCACUUCACCUGUCCCAAACAGCAAAAAUUAUUCAGAGGGACAUGUUUCAAUUGAAAACAGUUUACUGGAUCAUUUGAUGCAAGAUGCCAAGCAAAAUAUGUUCCUGAGUGAUUAUUGGCACUGAUGUCCCUAAUAUUGGAUGGUCCAAACAUUUAAAACUCAGAACAAAUUUCCAUUCAUCCAACUUACCCUUAUUUUGGCACAACUAUUGCAGUACAACAGCAACAUCCAUUGCCACAAAGGAAUAGAAAAUUGUACCACAACAAAGCUCAAUAAAUGCCUUUACCAAUCUACAUAUGCAGUGGUGUUGUAGCCAUGUUGAUCCCAGGAUAUUAGAGACAUGGGUGAUAUUUUAUUGGACCAACUUCUG